Molecule: messenger RNA, 2958 nt
Organism: Notolabrus celidotus (New Zealand spotty)
Lineage: Eukaryota; Metazoa; Chordata; Actinopteri; Labriformes; Labridae
Exons: 2
Coding region: 138-1319 (393 amino acids)
Source: RefSeq, a predicted model, not a curated record
GCACAUAUCUGGAUCAUUUUAAUGCACACUUUAAAAGAGGACUACUUUUCUUUUAGAGGACAGAAGAUUAUGAAACUUUUUGGUAACAACAGUAACUCAUUUCUUUUUAGUUUCAUUUCCACAGAAACGGGAACUGAAUGAGUUUAGCAUGUUCUAACACAAACACAGAGACCAGAAGUCUCUCAGCAGCAGACCAGUGCAGGAUGAUGAAAAUGACCAGAAGAGUUGCAUGGUGCUGUGUAGCUCUGCUCUUUGCCCUAUCCUCUGUGUCUGCUGUGAAAAAGCUGAAAUCCAUCAACGAUCUGAAGAAAAUUAACUUUGGCCAGUCUGUGCCCACACACAGUCUGGUGCUGCUUCACUGGUUUGCCAACCAAGUUAUCAUUAAUGACAACAAUGGAAUACGACUGACCUUUGACCCCAGCACUGGAGAUUAUUGCUCACAUCAUUACGGCAACUUUGAGGGACUGUUGGACCCACCACCCCGAGGACAUCAGUACUACACUGUUGGAAAUCUCAAUCAAGACACGUCAGUUCCGCUUCCACCCCAUGUUGUCAAUCCCCCAACUUUGUUUAAUGAAGGAAACAGGGACAGGAUCAUAAUCAGAGUCAGGGACCAGUGGAUAGACCAAGUGUAUAUCACACAGCAUUAUGACAACUCAGACAACCUAGGGACACCUUAUGAUCCACAUCAUACCUAUCGGAUCACUUUGAGCCUCUUAAGAGAGAUCGCAAAGUUUUCUCUGAGUGCAAACCACCAGACUCGGACGUAUCUUAGAAAUCAAAUUCGAGGUAAUGUCAAUGUUUCCGACAUCCAAAAUGUUUGGGGGCACCUUGCCAUCCUUGGACUGUUCUUGUGUGUUGUGAUGAACAGCACAGUCCACUAUAAGGAACCAAGCAGGCCAGAAAGCAGGCACAAUCAGGAACCGAGCAGGCCAGAAAGCAGGCACAAUCAGGAACCACGCAGGCCAGAAAGCAGGCACAAUCAGGAACCACGCAGGCCAGAAAGCAGGCACAAUCAGAAACCGAGCAGGCCAGAAAGCAGGCAAAAUCAGAAACCACGUAGCUCAGAAAGCAGGCACAAUCAGAAACCACGCAGGCCAGAAAGCAGGCACAAUCAGGAACCACGCAGGUCAGAAAGCAGGAACUAUCAGGAACCACACUGGCCAGAAAGCUGGCAUAUUAAUGAGUUGAAUCGAAACAGAGAGUCAGUCAGCAACCACAACUUAAGAUCCUGGAUUUGCCCAUGCCUGGGCUUUGUCUUUGUAUUUAUCGUCAUUAUCAUCAUUAUUGUUAUGUUUUUGUUAGUCAGAUUUACUUAAGUAUAAGUGUUGUUUCGAUAAAAUUGAGAGAUGGGCUGCUCUUCUCUGUAUGCUGCAGAGGGCUGAGAGUCUGCAGGCUUUCAUCACAUCUUACUAUCAUUGUUAGGGGAUGAUUGACAAAUCAACUGAGUUUCAAUUUUUCAUUCUACAACUCUUCCUCUCACCUGCGGUGUCCCUCAAGGGUCUGUACUUGGUCCAAUGCUCUUCACCACGUACAUGCUCCCCCUUGGUCAUCGGCAUGUAUGCAAUUUAAAUCCACUGUUACGCCGAUGACACCCAGCUGUACAUCAAAACUGAUUCAACUGCUCCGUCACCACUCUCAACACUCACCACCUGCCUGGGGGAGAUAAAGGCAUGGAUGAGUCAGAACUACCUUCAACUCAACUGCUCUAAAUCCGAAGCCAUACUUAAUGGCACCCCCCACCAGGUCCAAUCAUCCUCUAUAACCACCAUCACCUUUUCUGGACAAUCCAUCCCCAUUUCAUCCACUGUCACCAACCUCGGUGUGAGACUGGACCCUCACCGAACUUUUGACAACCACAUUAAACAUCUGUGCAAAUCCUGCUUCUUCCACUUAGAGAACAUUGCCAGACUCCGCCCCUCCCACACUGUAUCUGAUGCUGAAAAGCUUGUCCACGCCUUCAUCUCCUCCAGACUCGACUACUGCAAUGCCCUCCUCAUUGGGACCCCCAGCAAAAGUCUCCUACAAAGUCACUCUCAUCACCCAUCAGUGCAUCUAUGGAAACGCCCCACUAUACCACAAAGAACUCCUCACCCAGCAAACCCCAACCCGGAAUUCAUGCUCUGCACAUCAAAACCUCCUCCACCCUCCCAGUACCAAGCUCCGGACCAUGAUAGACCGGGCACUUCUGUGCUGCUGCACCACGUCUGUGGAACUCUCUGCCCAGCCACCUCAGGACCCCACAGACCGUGGAUGCUUUUAAAAAACACUUAAAGACCUUCCUCUUUAAAGAGGCUUUUAACUCCUUUCAGUUCACUGUGUGCCUGUAGCACUUUGAGAUUUCUUGAAAUGAAAAGCGCGUUAUAAAUAAAAAUGUGUUACUAUUAUUAUCAUCAUAAUACUUUGACAGACUUUGCCUGGAUGGAAAAAAUAUUUGCUAUAAAUCACUUUCCCUUAUAUUUUUUCUUCUUUGAAAAUGAUAAAAGAUAGACUGCAUUUAUGUGGAGCUUUACCGGUCAUCUGGCUCUUAAGGGGCUUUUAUGAUACAUGCCACAUGCACCCUUUUACACAUCUUCACAUGAUUGUAUAGUGUCAUGCAAUGCUACUAAUCAGCUAAUCAUUUGUGAAUAUUUCUAGACUGCAGGCAGUUUGUUAAUAUCAUAGAAAGUUUUUGUUUAUUGCAAAAUUAUUUGAUCUGAGGAUUGUUUGUUUGUUUUAAUGCACUGCUCUGCCAUCAUCAAUGCUCCAGUAUGUCUAAAUAACAGUAAUGACUCAAUGCUGAUUCCUCCUGCAACUGAUAGAGGUGGAGACAGUCUUACCUGAUAAGUUAAAGUUUUAUAGUGUGUCCUUUCUCUGAUAAUAUCUAGAUUUUAUAAACAGGAUUGUAAUCUUGUUAUGGUUGUUUUUUUCUGUGAUGUGAAAAUUGUGAUUAUUAAAUGUUUUGGUUUGUCAGCCAGA